AUGCUCAUAGACACCGACGCCAGGGCUAAUACCACAACCCCAACCACAAACACCGCAACAACACUUGGGUUCAGUGCUGCGUUGCCUGUAGUAUCGACUGGAGAUAAGACAGACCACCAAUCAGAUGGUGUAGAAUAUCCAGCGGAGCCGAAGAGAAAGAGU
Messenger RNA from Sphaeroforma arctica JP610, 162 nucleotides. RefSeq lists its product as hypothetical. The annotation marks the transcript as partial. The transcript has a single exon. The record is from RefSeq and is a predicted model, not a curated record. NCBI's taxonomy places the organism in Eukaryota, Ichthyosporea, Ichthyophonida.